AUGAUUUUCAUGCACAUCAAGGAAAUAUGGCCAGAGCCUCCCAUGGCGAGGAAAAAUGCAGAUCCUCCCAAAAUACCAAAAAACAUCGAGGCUUUCCAAAGGACAUUUUCGAAUAUUUCUCCCGAGAAAACCACAAGAACUCUGAGUGAGAUUUUAUCAGAGAUCUCGAGCGUGUUUGUUGCGUCUGUCUGCUCCUCCACCUGCCCCAAGAAAAGCAGAGACAUAAAUGCCGAAGUUGAAAAAAUAGGAAAAUUGUACGAGGAAGUAAAUGCGAUUAUAGGCAGCCUGCGGGAGAUAGAAGGCAGAGAAAGGCUUGUGGAGCUGGUUAAAAGGCAAAUAUCCAAAAAGAAAAACCUAAUUCGAAAAUUAAAUUUAAAAGAGGCCAGGAAAAGCGACCGCCUCUUCGAGGGCUGGGAAAGCCAAAAAUAA
Nematocida major is the source of this 429-nucleotide messenger RNA. RefSeq lists its product as uncharacterized. The record is from RefSeq and is a predicted model, not a curated record. NCBI's taxonomy places the organism in Eukaryota, Fungi, Microsporidia. The coding region runs from base 1 to 429 and encodes 142 amino acids. The transcript has a single exon.